Molecule: messenger RNA, 3338 nt
Organism: Sesamum indicum (sesame)
Lineage: Eukaryota; Viridiplantae; Streptophyta; Magnoliopsida; Lamiales; Pedaliaceae
Product: U3 ribonucleoprotein (Utp) family protein
Biological process (GO): rRNA processing
Cellular component (GO): small-subunit processome; nucleolus
Source: RefSeq, a predicted model, not a curated record
GUACGGGUCUGGGGCGGAUCCGCAAUUGACCCACCCCCACCACUAAACCCUAAUUGCUCACUUAAGCCCCAGAAACCAGGAGCCUCAAGCCUUGAACUUCCUAUCUUCUCCCCGACGUCCUGCGAAUCAGGCCGCCGUAUUAGGCUGAUAUAUCAGCCGUUCCACUGAGAAAUCGCCGACUCCUGAUCCAUUCCUGUGUCACGUGAUAACCUCGACUUUCUGACGCCGUUGUCCGUUCCUGUUUCCGACCCUGCCGUUCCGGACAAUAUAGCAGAGUUGCUGUCAAUUUCUGAUCCGUAUGUGAGUGGUACUGUUGUUAGAAACCAAAAGAAAAGGUCUUGUUACAACAUCUGCGACUUACUGAGUGGAAGUUUUGCCCGAGGUUCUGCCGCAAUGAUGGCAGAUAAGAAACGAAAAUCCAAGGAUGGAAUGGCUCAAAGUGGUAAGAAAGAUAGGGAAUUUAGAAACAAUAAGAGAAAAAAUUUGAGCUACAAUAAAAAGAAUAAAAAGGAGGAUGCUAGUGAGAAGAGGCGUCGGCAUGGGCCUCGUCUGCCGAAUGCUUUGAGAAAGGAGCUUGAUGUCUUCAACCGUACCGUGGAGGGAGAGCCUUCAGAUGUUGAUGAAAGGAUUGAUUCUGAUGAUGCAGUUGGCAAUGACGUGUAUGAAUAUGAAGAAGGUAUUGCCGAGGAGGAAUCCAAGAAGAAUAGGCGGUUUGAUACUGUUGAAAACUAUCAGUAUGAGCUUCCUGAAGAUUUUCAGGAUUCCGAUGUUGCAUCUGAUGAAGGUGAGGAUGAGGAUAACAUCGGAUAUGACAAUGAGAACGGAAAUGAGGGACGGCAUACAAGGAUGUUGGAAGAGAUUACUGGACUUCCAAGUGAUGUUUUCGGAGGUAGAAAAAAGAAAGAUAUCAUCAUCACUGAGGCAUAUCCAGAAUCUGAAUAUAAUCCUAGUAGUGAUAUUCUUGAUGGUGAUGGCCGGAUUAGCAUUCAGGACCUUCUGGACCCACUGCAUGGAAAGUCAGGCUUCAGCAAACUGCGGAAGAACUUGCAACGGAUGAAUAAAAAGUCUGUUCCAACUCUUGCACCACUUCCCAAGCCAGAACAAGAGAGAUUGGAGCGGAAGGCUGCUUAUGAACACUCUAAGAAGGACAUUACCAAGUGGGAACCUUUGGUCAAGAGGAACAGAGAGGCACCCACUUUGUAUUUUGAUGAAGAUGUGGAUUUGGGAUUUUCAACUAUUGGAGCAAUUGCUUCUGAAUUUGAACCAAGAACUGACUUUGAGAAGAAAAUUGCAUCCUUGGUCAACCAAAACGAAGUUGUUGAAGCUCACAAAAAAGAUGGUGCCAGGCUUCUUGAACUGAACAAGAUAUCCGUUGAAGAAGUGAUGGACAGACAGCAACGGCUUGCAAAGAUGCGUAGUCUCCUUUUUCGCCAUGAAAUGAAGGCAAAACGAGUUAAAAAGAUAAAGUCUAAAACCUAUCACCGGUUGCUGAAAAAGGAGAGGAGAAAGACCGCUGAAGCUGCUCUUCAAAUGGAUCCAGAAGCUGCUAAGGAACAUGCAAUGAAGCAAGAGUUUAAAAGGGCUGAGGAACGUAUGACUUUAAAACACAAAAACAGUUCCAGGUGGGCAAAGAGAAUCUUACAGCGUGGUCUCCAAGUUCAAGAUGAAGCAACUCGAGAAGCUUUUGGUGAACAGCUUAGUCGACAUGCUGCUUUGACUCGAAAAAUAAAUUCUGUGAAAGAAAGCAGUAGUAGUGAUGAUAGCAGCGAUGACUAUGACAGUGAUGACAUGUUGGCAAGUCCAGACGGGGAUGCUAAAUCGAAGCUGUUAAUGAAGGCCAAAGAGAAGACACUUAAAGUAUUAGAAGGGGAUGAGGAAUUGCCUAAAUCAGGAGUGCUUUCUUUGCCCUUCAUGGUACGUGGGUUAAAAAAGAGGAAGGAAGCUGCUGAUGAAGAAGCAAAGCUUGCUCUUGAAGAGUAUGAAUCAUCAUUGAAGCAGUUGGAAGAUCCAAGUGCUUCAGGAAGUUGUGAAAGGGGUGCCUCAAGUGGUAUGAGGGUUUUUGGUGUUCCUAAAAGGGUGGUAAAUGAAACAAGUAAGAAGGUCAAAUCAGAUAACUACUAUGCCAACAGUGAUAGUGAAGAUGAUGUUGAGGCCCAAGAAGACAUCGUUAUUGAGAAUAAUCAAAAUGAUAAAUCUCUAAGAGAGGCAGAUAUUGAUCCUAGUUUACUUCGGGAAGAGUUUGAGAUCAGUCAUGAUUCCUUAUUCAAGAGCUUUCAAGACGCUGAAGACCCUGAGACGAAAACAACUUAUGACGUUGCAUUUUUGGCUUCUGAUUCAUGGAAGAAGAUGAGAGGAUCAUCAGAUGCUAGUAAACAGACUGAAGCCAGCAACCAUGUUCGCAAGUCUGAAAUAACUGUAGGACCAAUGAAACAUGAUCAGAGUUUUGAGGAAAAUGAUGAUGAUUGUGAUACAGAUAGUGGUGGAGAAAUGGUAGAUGGAAUUUUAUCUUCUGGUCCUAAGUCAACUUAUGAACUUCCAUCUCAAGCAGAACUUAUACUACGUGCUUUCGCUGGUGAUGAUGUUCAAGAAGAUUUUGAUAAAGAUAAAGAGGCAGUCUUAGAUGAGGAAAAUCCAGAACCUGAAAAGCCUGUUCUACUUCCUGGCUGGGGCCAAUGGACUGACAUUCAGAAAAAGAAAGGUUUACCUUCUUGGAUGCUGGAAGAGCAUGAGAUGGCAAAAAAGAAAAGGAAUGAAUCUCUGAAGAAGAGGAAGGACGCACAUCUGAGUAAUGUCAUCAUCUCAGAAAAGUUGGAUAGAAAGGCUGAAAAACUACAUACAAAGACACUGCCUUAUCCUUACACAUCCAAGGAAGUUUUUGAACAAAGUAUUCGGAUGCCAAUUGGACCAGAGUUCAAUCCUGCUACUGCUAUUGGAGCGCUUAACCGGCCAGAGGUUGUCAAGAAAGCUGGUGUUAUCAUCAAACCGAUCCAAUAUGAGGAUAUGAAUGUCCGUGAGAGAGCUGAAACCCAUAAACACAAUGGUCAGAGACAAAGGAAGGCUAAAGAUAAAAAUCAAUCCAUGAGGAAGAAGGCAGCUAAGGUGUAAAAGCAGAAUGUCGCAUAAUACAGUUAGAACCAUCGUCUGUUUUUAAUUAUUUUUACUUGUUCUACAGGUGUGGGACAUGUAAUUUUUGUUUUUCAACAAAUUUUUGAUGAUUUAUUAGUAUAUGAGAAGAAUGUAUCCAGUGAUGCCCUAAUAAAGUAUCUCAGGUUCAAACAACGAUACUCAAGUACAAACAAAAAUAGGUGCUUUGCAAUUUGAGAUCCGUGAUCCUAACA